AUGCGGCUUUUGACAACCGUGACCUCGUCACUUCUCCUAGUCGGCGUAUCGGCUCACGCACGCAUCGAGAAAAUUACAACAUCAGCUGGUCUAGUUUACAAUGGAUGGGAUCCCGUUUCUUCUGAAACAUUGACACCGCCUCGUCCAUUGGCUGCAUGGUCAGCCGCGAACAUGGGCAACAUCUUCGUGGCCCCCUCACACUUCAAUACGUCAAAUAUUACCUGUCAUGAUAACGCCAUACCUGGUGCACUUCAUGUCAAUACAACUGCCGGCGACACAUUGCAGUUGAAAUGGAAUGAAUGGCCAGUCUCCCACGUCGGCGCAGUCAUGACAUACAUUGCCAAGUGCAACACGACUUGUUCAAAAGCAAACAAGGACACCUUGUCCUGGGUCAAGAUUGACGAGCUGGCAUGGCUCAACAGUACUGGGUGGGACACUUUGGAAUUGGGUGGCACAUGGGCGACGGACGUACUCAUUGCCAACAACUUCACCUGGGAAAUCAAGAUACCAGAGGUGCUGGCAGCAGGCUACUACACCCUGAGGCACGAGCUCCUUGCACUGCACGUGGCAGAGCAGCUGGAUGGUGCACAGGCGUACCCGCAGUGUAUAAACUUGCGAGUAGACAGAGCGGCAGGNUCAAAGGCAAAGCAUUUGAAAGGGGGUGUACUGGGGACCAAUCUGUACAGGCCAACAGAUGCGGGUAUACUGGUCGAUGUCCAUAAGAAGUUGACUGGAUACGAUACUCCGGGUCCAAAGCUAUGGGAGUACGCGAGUCCAUUACAACAGCCAUACCAAUGA
This is a messenger RNA of Bipolaris victoriae FI3, 798 nucleotides long. RefSeq names its product lytic polysaccharide monooxygenase. Lineage: Eukaryota; Fungi; Ascomycota; Dothideomycetes; Pleosporales; Pleosporaceae. The record is from RefSeq and is a predicted model, not a curated record. The transcript has a single exon. Bases 1 to 798 code for a protein of 265 amino acids.